This is a messenger RNA of Prunus avium (sweet cherry), 1280 nucleotides long. RefSeq names its product (+)-neomenthol dehydrogenase-like. The record is from RefSeq and is a predicted model, not a curated record. Gene Ontology annotation, cellular component: membrane. NCBI's taxonomy places the organism in Eukaryota, Viridiplantae, Streptophyta, Magnoliopsida, Rosales, Rosaceae. Gene Ontology annotation, molecular function: oxidoreductase activity, acting on the CH-OH group of donors, NAD or NADP as acceptor.
UUCUUCUCAAUAUUAUUUAUUUGAAUAUAGACCUCAAAAUUCAAAGGCUUUCCAAGAACAUUACACUAUAAAAGAAAAGAAGGCUCCUUCUGUGUUUAAUACACAUCUCAAUUCUCAUAGACCGUCCCGUUUCGAAUAUAUCAAUGGCAGAAAAAACAAAGAGGUAUGCAGUUGUUACUGGAGCAAACAAAGGCAUAGGAUUGGAAACUGUGAGGCAAUUGGCCUCAAAUGGAUUCACUGUAGUCUUAACUGCCAGAGAUGAGAAAAGGGGUCUUGAAGCUGUUGAGAAACUCAAAGAAUCUGGCCUCUCAGGUCAAGUGGUUUUUCAUCAACUUGAUGUGGCUAAACCUGCUACUGUUGCUUCCUUGGCAGAGUUCAUCAAAACCCAGUUUGGAAAACUCGAUAUCUUGGUGAACAAUGCAGGGAUUACUGGAAACCAAGUAGACGGUGAUGCUCUUAAAGCUGUAGCAGACACUGGUGCCAUGGAAAGAGGAGAAGUUGAUUGGAGUAAAUUAACGACAGAAACUUAUGAGUUGGCAGAAGAAUGCUUGCAAAUAAACUACUAUGGUGCUAAAAGAACAGCUGAAGCACUUAUCCCACUCCUCCAGUUAUCCGACUCACCGAGAAUUGUUAAUGUUUCCUCUUUCUUUGGGAAGUUAAAGUACAUACCGAGCGGUUGGGCUAAAGGAGUUUUUACUGAUGCAGAAAACCUAACAGAAGAGAGACUAGAUGAGGUACUGACUGAGCUUUUAAAAGACUUCAAGGAGGGUUCACUUGAAAGUAAGGGCUUUCCUUCUUCUUUGUCAGCCUACAUAGUCUCAAAAGCUGCACUGAACGCAUAUACAAGGAUUCUAGCAAAGAAGUACCCCACUUUUCGUAUCAAUUCAGUCUGCCCUGGCUUUGUCAAAACAGAUAUAAACUACAAUACCGGUGUCCUACCCGUCGAAGAAGGCACUGCAAAGGUUGUGAAGUUAGCAUUGGUGCCCAAUGAUGGCCCUUCUGGCUCCUUCUUUGUUCAGUAUGAAGUGUCAGAUUUUUAAUUGAAGAUGAUCCAUUUAUGCAAAUUAAAUACUUGUCAUUUAUUUGGCACGAUCUUGAAGUUUUAAUGUAACAAAGUAUAUUUGGACCCAGCACCAGAUCCUUUUUAAGUUCUUUCUACAUCCAAUAUGACUCGAGGACAACAUACAAUAGUCCUGUAUGAUUGCAUCUCUGUGAAAUUAUCUUCCACAUCUGGAAUUGAUUGAAGGAUCUAGUACAUUGCUUGUUUACAUUUCUACUUA